AUGACACACUCCCACUCGCACGACAGCGUUUCGCACUCGCACGCAGGAGGCCAAGCCGAGCACGGCCACAGCCAUGAGAUCCUCGACGGACCUGGCUCCUUCCUGGGGCGCGAGAUGCCCAUAAUUGAGGGCAGAAGCUGGGGCGAGCGAGCCUUCACCAUUGGCAUUGGCGGACCCGUCGGAUCCGGCAAGACGGCCCUCAUGCUCGCCCUAUGCUUAGCUCUUCGCGACAAGUACAGCAUAGCCGCCGUCACGAAUGACAUCUUUACGCGCGAGGACUGCGAGUUCUUGACGCGGCACAACGCGCUGGCGCCGGAGCGGAUUCGCGCCAUUGAGACGGGCGGCUGCCCGCACGCUGCGGUGCGCGAGGACAUUUCGACCAACCUGGCUGCGCUGGAGGAUCUGCAUCGGGACUUCGACACGGACCUGCUGCUGAUCGAGAGCGGUGGUGACAACUUGGCGGCGAACUACAGUAGGGAGUUGGCCGACUUCAUCAUCUACGUGAUUGAUGUGAGCGGCGGCGACAAGAUCCCUAGGAAGGGCGGCCCGGGCAUCACCCAGAGCGACCUGCUGGUCGUGAACAAGACGGAUCUUGCUGAAAUCGUCGGCGCGGAUUUGGAUGUUAUGGAGAGAGAUGCGCGAAAGAUGCGGGAGGGAGGCCCCACGAUCUUUGCCCAGGUGAAGAACGGCAAGAACGUCGAGCACAUAGUCAACUUGAUUCUCAGCGCGUGGAAGGCCAGCGGCGCCAGUGAGGUAAGCAAAAAUAGGGCUUAG
This is a messenger RNA of Aplosporella prunicola CBS 121167, 774 nucleotides long. RefSeq lists its product as uncharacterized. The record is from RefSeq and is a predicted model, not a curated record. The transcript has 3 exons. Bases 1 to 774 code for a protein of 257 amino acids. Lineage: Eukaryota; Fungi; Ascomycota; Dothideomycetes; Botryosphaeriales; Aplosporellaceae. Gene Ontology annotation, molecular function: GTPase activity; nickel cation binding.